CGUAUCAGGCGGUCUUUGGCCCCCGGAGAGGCGCCGGGAGAAUAGGGAGGGAUUGCCUCUGUCAUGUCAGAGGGAGGCUUGCCUUCGCCGGACAUUCUUUUUUACUUAAAUUAAUUACCUUAUUUAUGGAGUCUCACAAAGGGUGAUGCUGGGUGUGGAUGGGCCAACCUUGUUAAAGUUGUUCAUGGGUUUGAGGAGGAUUUCCCCGCCCAAAGCCUCGCAACGACUUGGCAUCUUGAGUUCGGCUGCCCAUUGAGCCCUGUUUCCCUCCCUCGCACCCCCUCGGCUACCUACCGAUAGUUUUAUUGGAAGAAUACGAAGGUGGGGGGAUCAUCGCUCGCCCAGCUUGCGAACAAAUACCGCCAGAGACGCCAGCCACUAAUCGUUGGCGAAAACAGUUUCGUUGAAUGUUCCUCUCCACAAUGUCUCGUCUCUUGGGCCUGCACUAGCACUGCCCCACGGGGAUUCAUAUGUCUGAUGCUCUCCCGGCAGCCACUGAGGAAGCUCAAACCUGGGGAAUCCCUGACUAGAGUACAGAGUACGAGAGAAUGAUUUUCGAUGAAUAGUUCCAAAAUUCCGGGGAUAUGGAAGGCAAAGCAGGCUCAGCCCAUUUCCAUCGAAUUCACAACAUAAGCUGUCAAACCUCAGUGGUAUAUAGAGGUGCUCAAGUCUCUGAACUCCAUUCAGAUGAUGCUAUGAAUCAAACCUCAGUUUAUCAGUUCAAUAUCACAGCCAUUGGCCAUGACAGAAAAACAAAUGAGGAGCGAGAUUGAGGAGGCGGACCGGACGUGGAUCGUUGAAUAUGGCCUCGAGGCUCCUCAGGAAAAAAGAGAUUCGGCCUGGCUCAAGCCCAGACACCUCUAUCUGAUUUCCCUUGGAGGUUGCAUUGGCACGGCUUAUCUGGUCGGCUCUGGACGCACCUUGGCCAGAGGAGGCCCGGCGAUGACCCUGUCUGCGUUCGUCAUUAUCUGUUCCGUCGUCUGGGUCUUUUCCACUCUGUUGCUCGAAAUCGCAGCGUAUAUCCCUCUACAUGGAGCUGCUCCGGAUUUCUACUCAACAGCUUUCCUCUCGAAAUCGUUUGGAUUUGCUUUGGGCUGGAAUUACUGGUAUGCAUACGCAAUUCUGGUUCCCUUUGAGAUAACCACGGCGACACUCAUUAUUCAGUACUGGGAUCCGCCGGUCAACGUUGCAAUAUUUAUCACCAUCCUAAUGGUAAUCAUCGUCGGAUUGAACUAUCUGCCUGUGGCUUCUUCUGGAGAAGCCGAAUUUGCCUUCUCCUCUCUCAAACUUUCCCUUCUUCUUGGCCUGAUUAUUCUGUCAAUUGUUCUGGCAUCCGGGGGAGGCCCCUCUGGCGACCGCGUCGGGUUCAGAUACUGGCAUGAUCCAGGCCCAGCGAACACUUGGAUUAUCGAGGGAAACGCGGGCCUGUUUGUGAGCUUCCUUGGCACACUUGUCAGCGUUAUUCUCCCUCUUUCCUUUGCCGUCGAGAUGGUAGCUACCACCGGUGGCGAAACUAGAAGCCCUCGAAAGACGAUACCCGUGGCCGCUAAGGCAUUUGUCGUUCGACUCGUCGUGUUUUACGUACUCCCUAUCCUGGCGGUUACCUUAACAUGCCCAUCCAACGCUGAGGAGCUCACUUCUGGGGGUGCUGGAGCUGGAGCUUCUCCAUUUGUUGUUGGAAUUAAGCAUGCGGGAAUUAAGGUGCUUGACCACAUCGUGAAUGCCGUCAUCUUGUGUUCCGCGUGGUCUGCCGGCAACAUUUACAUGUAUCUGGCCUCUCGCUCCAUAUACUCGCUGGCCGUGGCAGGCAAUGCCCCCCAAAUAUUCGCCAAGACAAAUCGCUGGGGCGUCCCUUAUUUCGCUGUGACGAGCUGCGCUGUGAUUGCGCUGUUGGCGUACUUGAGCGUCAGCUCUGGUGCGGGCGUGGUGUUCAACUGGUUCGUUAAUAUGAUCAACAUGGCCGCUUACUUCUCCUGGAUUCUGUGCUCGCUUUCGUAUCUUCGGUUCCGCAAGGCCCUAGAAUUCCAGGGUAUCGACCAUAAAACUUUGCCGUACGUUUCAAUUUGCGGUAAACCCGGUGCAUGGCUCUGCAUCGUGUUCUUUACCAUUGUUGGCCUCCUCAAUGGUUUCUACACAUUCUUCCCCUCUCAGUGGAAUGUCUCAGACUUCAUGACGGCGUAUGUGGGUACUUUAUUGUUUGUCGUCUUGUAUAUUGGGCACAGGUUCACUGUUGGCCGGAAGGAGCCGUGGUUUAUUCCUGUAGACGAGAUUGAUUUGACCGGGGCCAAAACUGAAGAAGAAAUUGAAGGCACACCGCCGGCGGAAAAUGGAGGCUCGACGUCAACCACUAAGGAUUAUUCGAAGUAUCCAGAUUCUUUCCCAGCUAAGAUCUGGCAGAGCCGGUCUGGGAAAAAUUGAGCAAUUUUGGUGUGAUCCUGAGAAUAUUUUUUUUUUUCGUUUCAAUGAGCACUCGUGCUUUUUUGGCUGUUUUUAGAACAGCAAGACAACCCCUAUAUGUAAUGUAAUCUUAACCAAAACGUCGCUAUUUUGCUGGCACAUUUUGAUAGAUAUUGCCAUUAAAAGCUCAAGGGUCCGUUGUUGGCAGAAUACUGCCAUCGUGACAUUUCUAUUAUUUAAGAUAUAUUCUGUUCUCCUCUGUCCAUCAAUGUCCAGGGCUCACCAACCCACUCUGCCCGGGCAUUUGUAUGUUCUC
Molecule: messenger RNA, 2713 nt
Organism: Blastomyces gilchristii SLH14081
Lineage: Eukaryota; Fungi; Ascomycota; Eurotiomycetes; Onygenales; Ajellomycetaceae
Product: proline permease PrnB
Exons: 3
Coding region: 742-2418 (558 amino acids)
Biological process (GO): amino acid transmembrane transport
Cellular component (GO): membrane
Molecular function (GO): amino acid transmembrane transporter activity
Source: RefSeq, a predicted model, not a curated record